Molecule: messenger RNA, 2429 nt
Organism: Zingiber officinale
Lineage: Eukaryota; Viridiplantae; Streptophyta; Magnoliopsida; Zingiberales; Zingiberaceae
Product: CO(2)-response secreted protease-like
Exons: 9
Coding region: 17-2341 (774 amino acids)
Biological process (GO): proteolysis
Molecular function (GO): serine-type endopeptidase activity
Source: RefSeq, a predicted model, not a curated record
UCGAGUAAACAAUCGAAUGGAGCUGCGCCACGAGAUGAAGAUCUCCGCGGUCCUUUGUUUUUGGUGCUUUCUGAUCAUGCAGGGGCUAAGCUGGGCAGAGGAGACGCAGGUGUACGUGGUGUACAUGGGAGCUGCCCCUGCUGAUUCCUCCGUGGACAUGCUGACGGAAAGCCACCUCCAGCUUCUCGCCUCUGUUUCCACCAGGGGAAAAAAGAAGCUAAUUAGGAGCUACAGACAUGGAUUCUCAGGGUUCUCGGCGAGACUGUCGAAGGAACAGGCCGUCGCCAUUGCCCAAAAACCGGGGGUCUUGUCAGUUUUUGAAGAUCCAAUCUACCAGCUUCACACUACCAGAUCAUGGGAUUUCUUGCAGCAAACGUCGGUGGAGAUCGACUCAAAUCUCGACGAGGAUGGCGCGUCCUCUCCACGUUCAAUUUCGGACACCAUCAUCGGACUUUUAGACACAGGAAUUUGGCCGGAAUCGGCCAGCUUCAGCGACCAAGGAAUGGGUAGUGUUCCAAAGCGAUGGAAGGGGGUUUGCAUGGAAGGAACGAACUUUAGUGCAGCUAAUUGUAAUAAGAAGCUGAUUGGAGCAAGAUGCUAUUCGUCGGACGAAGACAUUGCCGCCGUUUUCCCGGGUGAAUUGUCUCCUCGAGACACAAACGGCCAUGGCACGCACACCGCUUCCACCGCAGCAGGGAACUCGGUGGCCGGCGCCUCCUACUACGGCCUGGCGGCGGGCACCGCCAAGGGCGGCUCAACCUCGUCGAGAAUCGCAGUCUACAAGGUCUGCUUCUGGGAUGGCUGUCCCGGAUCCGCCAUCCUCGCCGGAUUCGACGACGCCAUCGCCGACGGAGUCGACAUGUUGUCGGUGUCGAUCGGAGCUCCGGCGCGCUACAUGCCCGAUUUCGACAAAGACCCGAUCGCCAUCGGAGCGUUUCAUGCCGUGGCGAAGGGGAUCACCGUGGUGUGCUCCGCCGGCAACGAUGGGCCCACCUCUUCCACCGUCACGAAUGCUGCGCCAUGGAUUCUCACGGUGGCAGCGACCACCAUCGAUCGACACUUCGAGUCGGAUAUCGUCCAGGGGAACAACAAGUCGAUUGAAGGAGAGGGUAUCAACUUCUCUAAUCUGAGCAAGUCCCCGGUUUACCCCUUGAUAUACGGCGAAGCUGCAAGGUCUAAUUCAAGCUCCGGUGAAGGAUUCGCAAGUCACUGCGACUACGAAACGCUUGACUCGAAGAAGAUCAAAGGCAAGAUCGUUCUUUGCAUCAACAACAAGAACGACGACACCUCAGAGUAUUCGAAGAUCGAUGGAUUGCAGAGUUCGGGAGCUGUUGGUGCCAUCCUUAUCGAUGACUUGGAAAAAGCCGUGGCUAAUACUUACACCUCCUUUCCUGUCACCAAGAUCUCCUCGCGUUCAGCUGACGAAAUUCUCAGCUACAUCAACUCAACCAAAAACCCCGUGGCCUCCAUUCUGCCUACGAUUACAGUUAAUAAAUAUAGGCCGGCGCCGGCGGUGGCUUAUUUCUCCUCAAGAGGUCCUUCGUCGCAGACAAGCAACAUUUUGAAGCCUGACGUUGCGGCGCCGGGAGUCAACAUCCUCGCGUCAUGGAUUCAAGAAGAUGAUUCGCCAGACAACGUUCCCCCCGGCCAGAAGCCUUCGGGAUUCAACCUCGUCUCUGGAACUUCCAUGGCCUGCCCGCACGUAACAGGAGUUGCGGCGACGAUCAAGGCUUGGAAUCAGAAGUGGAGUCCAGCUGCUAUCAGAUCGGCCAUCAUGACCACCGCAACUCAGCUCAACAAUGAUAAGGCUCCGGUGACCACUGACGCCGGAUUGACUGCCACUCCCUACGACAUUGGAGCAGGGGAAGUGAGCCCAACUGCUGCACUGCAACCAGGCCUGGUCUACGACAUAGAACCCGAUGACUACUUGUUCUUCUUGUGCAACUAUGGCUACUCUCCUUCCAAAAUUAGUCUCAUAACUACCAUUCGGCAAGGGUUCGAAUGCCCGGCAAACUCGAGCAAGGAUCUCAUUUCUAAUCUCAACUAUCCGUCGAUAGCUAUCUCGAACCUCUCGGGGAAGGGGUCCAGGAUUGUGAGCCGGAUAGUUACCAACGUUGGAGCUGAAGAUGUUACCUACAAUGCGACUGUCAAUUCUCCGCCUCAGUUAAACGUGAAAGUGGUACCGGACAAGCUCCACUUUACCAAAUAUGUGAAGAAACUCAGCUACCAAGUGAUCUUCUCUGCUACAAACUCUUAUGCGAAGGCUGACCUAUUUGGAUCGAUCACUUGGUCAGAUGGAGUUCACAGAGUUAGAAGCUCAUUUGCAGUGAGAAGCACUUAAUUAUAUAUAUCUCAUGCCAUCUAAUUGUAACCGAACGAUAUCUAGAAUCCUAAUCGAAGUGAUCAAUAGAAAGAAUCAUAAAGUACUA